GAAGUGGGGAAGAAGAGGGGGGGGGGGGCUAGAAAAAAAAGCAGAAGCCAAACAAGAACGGUAGAGUUUGGCGUGGAGAGUCGUUUCUAUACGAAUCGACUAUCACUGGCUGAGGGAAGGAUGCUUGAAAACAAAAGAGAGAGGUUGAAAACUUUCCUCAGGAAGAUUGACGAGAAGGCCAUUGUCAGAAUAAAACACUUCAUGAAAGAGAGCUACCCAGUAGAGAGCAGCAGUGGCGGGCUGCCAGCCAAAGUAAGGAAAAGCAGGAGCACCUUAAGCAAUGGCAGCAUCAAGAAGGUGGAGACGAGGAAAGCUUUGAGUUUAGAGGCGGCCCAGCUCGAGGUCCAGCAACAGCACAAAACCCUGACCAGACAAGCACCUGUCAGGGCGCAAACUUUUGAUGUCGACAGCAAAGGCUUUGAGAAGACCGAGGGCACUGGCUCUCAAAGUAGUUUCAAAAAGCACAACAAGACUUUUCACAAGUUGUUUCCAGACAUUCCAGAGAGUGAAGACUUGAUUCAUGCGUACAUCUGCGCCCUGCAGAAGGAAGUGCCCUACCAUGGUCGGCUAUACAUCACUGACACGCAUGCCUGUUUCUUUUCUUCUGUUUUGCUUAAGGACACUAAGGUAGUGGUUCCAGUUUCCUGCAUUAAAAGGGUGAAGAAGCAGAAUACAGCUUUGCUGGUACCCAACGCCUUGUCAAUUCGCACCAUUGAGGGAGAUAAGUACGUCUUUGUGGCUCUGCGGAAUAGAGAGUCGUGUUUUCAGCUGCUGCGUUCAGUCUGUCCUCAGCUAGAGGAUGUCAGUGCAAACAGUAGUCCUCUCUUCUCCUCAGCUGAAAACAGCUUUGAUAAGAACAAACUUGUGAACUCCAGCCAGUCCAGUCUGGACGAUAGCUUCGACCAAUUCGAUGGCUCCAAGUCUCAGACUUUACAAGAGGACCGCCCUCUGCUUAGACCGCAUAAAGAGGCAGUGCCUAAUGUAAAUGGUUCCUCUCUGAAGAACCUGCAUAUGCAGCAGAGUGAAAGUUCAUCUACAGAGGAGCUGUCUUUGUCAGGUGGAUCAUGGGUGUGGAAUGUGACUGAAAAAGCCAAGUCCCUGGUGGUUCAGAGAGAGGCCAGCAACCUCAACACUCUGCUCUUCAUUUACUUGAUUUUGGUUCUGCUGCUGCUGCUGUCUUCAGGCUACAUCGGUUUACGUAUCGUGGCCCUAGAGGAACAGCUGACGUCCCUGGGCGCUCUGUCUGAAUUCAACUUACAGAGCGGGUACCAACAAGACACAUAACAAUCAGCGACUUAAGGAGAGAUUGGUUGACUCAUGAUCGGAAGAUAAUUUCUGCCUCUUCCCAGCAAUACCAGCCGGGGAACUUUAACGUACUCAGACUUUGUGGCCUGCGCAAAGGAAGAGUGGCCAACAUGUGCAAUUUUUUUCAGACACAACUUGUUGACUUGAAGGGCUAUAUUUCCUCCAAGUGCAGUAAACAACACAGCAAAACAAAAGGACAUGCUGCGACCCAGUCACGUAGAGCCGAGCCAAAAACGUGUACACGCACUGCCUGGUUGCAGUGUCUGUUUGAACCAAAGCCAAACGGCUCUAUCUUAGCGAGGUGCCACAUUAGCCAAGUUGAUGGGCAUGCUUCUGGCAGCAACUGUUCCACAUCUGUGAAUUUACGUUGUCCUCUUCUUCCUGAGCAUGCAUUCUUGAACAGGGCUAUACCGGUUUAAAGCAUUAGCCUGCUGUAGUGCCGAUGAUUGCACCUCACCUCUCGAGACGUAGUGCUAUGCAUAGCCAAAGAUCCACACUGUCCACGUCUUUUGCAUGAGUGCACGGAUGAUGGAAUGAUGUUUUUGUCUGUUAUUUAGCCCUCUAUCAGCAGUGGUGUCUAUCCACCUUUUAAAUCCAGUCACUUUCGGGUACUUUUCUUCAAAUGGUUCUUAUAUUUCGCAUCAGCGGUGGGUUGAAAUGAUGAUGGCUAAGAUCCAAAAUUCAGAUCAGCCCGCAGAGGCUCGAUACUUUCCUGAUGGUCUUCUCCUUUCUCUCUUUCUCUCUGUGUCCAGGCAGAAAUGAUUGCAGUAUUACUCUUCCUCGAGUUUGGCAUGAUUUAAACCUGUUUAAUGAUCAUUGCUCAGAGGUUAUUUUCUUCCCAGUCUCUACUGGAUGAAUGCAUCAACAAUGCACAAAAUACACGAGAAUAUUAGGAAGCUGUAUUGGCUAAAGAAAUGUUAUUGUGUACAGCUUUUCUGACUUUGGUCUUCAAGAGUAGCAAUCAAACCUGUCUUUUUGAUGUCAACUGCAAACCUCUCUCUAUGACAGGCCUCUUGGGGACCAAGGUGGCAUUUCUUCAGGUUAUUUAAAGUAGCACCAAUAACAUAUUUCUAAUGUAUGUGUCUGGGGAAAAAUGGGCACUUGACUGAUUCUGUGUACUCUUUGUCACCUGAAGAGGAUUUUUAUUAUUUUUUUCUAAAUAACCACACUUGCUGCAAGGUCCGAGAUUAUCAAAAGUAAAACAAGUGGUCCCAAAAAGAAAUUUCAAUAUGCAAUGAAUUGUUUUGCAUGACAAAAUGUAAUUUCUGUGAGCAGUUUGUUUGGUUUGUUUUGUUUUUUUUAAAUGGAACUUGAUAUUCGUGGGUUAGAAACUGAGUGAAAGAAUCGUCUCGAGGGAGCAAGCGCACUUUAAAAACUUGUGGUGUGCCUGUCACAAUCCAAGACGCUGUUUGGAUUAAGAAGAAAUGGCAAAACUGGUGUUCUGUGGUAACUAAAGGUGCUUAGACCUUAUUUUUAAACAACAAAAAAGAUUUCACUCAGGGGUCGUGGGCCACUACCUGCCAUGUGGUUUUAGGUUGUCAACUUUUCCUGUCAUUUCAAAGUCUUGUUCUCAUGGUGGGGUUCACAUCCUCUGGUUCCUCCAGUGUUCCUUUAAGAAAGAACACUGUUUCAUUGAGUUCGCUCAACUUCACCAAUUGAUAAAACUAUUUUUCUGUUUUGUUUGUUUUUUUGUUCCCCCCUCCGCCCCUUUGUACGACCUGUUUAAACUAACAAUGCAUAUCCAUCUCAGUGAUUUAGCAUCACCUUUAUGGGAGCUCUCAGAGUCCUUUUGUGAUGUUCAGUUAAGUUUAUUCUCAUAAUGCCACAUACAGUACUGUCAGUUCUUACAACCCCCCACCUGGGGGCAGCACACACACAAGUACUGUCCUCAAAAAAACUCCUUUAAUUCAGUGAGGAGGGUAGUAGUUGUGAGGUUUUGCACUAUUACAAGUGUUGUAAAUAAUUUUGUAUCAUUUGUUAAUGCCCUUAAUUCUAUUAUUGUCCCAUAUAUUUAUUUGCAUUCUGUGUAAUUCAAAGUAGUCUCUGUGAGAUGACUUUGCUAUUGUUCAAAAUAAA
Messenger RNA from Oreochromis niloticus (Nile tilapia), 3381 nucleotides. Its product is annotated as GRAM domain-containing protein 2B. Bases 121 to 1284 code for a protein of 387 amino acids. The transcript is spliced from 13 exons. The record is from RefSeq and is a predicted model, not a curated record. NCBI's taxonomy places the organism in Eukaryota, Metazoa, Chordata, Actinopteri, Cichliformes, Cichlidae.